Messenger RNA from Mya arenaria, 2974 nucleotides. RefSeq lists its product as uncharacterized. The coding region runs from base 44 to 1669 and encodes 541 amino acids. The record is from RefSeq and is a predicted model, not a curated record. The transcript has 7 exons. Gene Ontology annotation, molecular function: cysteine-type deubiquitinase activity; zinc ion binding; ubiquitin-protein transferase activity. Gene Ontology annotation, cellular component: nucleoplasm; chromatin. Gene Ontology annotation, biological process: positive regulation of DNA-templated transcription. NCBI's taxonomy places the organism in Eukaryota, Metazoa, Mollusca, Bivalvia, Myida, Myidae.
AUUGGUUUUCCCAGUGAAAUCGAAAGUAGGAACUAUAAACAUUAUGACGAGCCAUCAAAAUUGUGAUUUAUGUGUUUCAGGAUCAGAAACGAGUAAAAUAAUUGGAUACUGUAAUGAUUGUAAGGGAUAUUUAUGUGAUAUCUGUUAUCAAACUCAUACAAAGGCAAAGGCAUUCAGACACCACGCUAUAGAUAAAGGUGCCACUGCAAAACAAAAUGCCGAUAAAGAAGUGGGAUCGCUUGGCAAUUUAGACAUUCACGAACAGAUCUGCAAACAGCAUAAUGAUGAGAAGACAUCAUUGUUUUGCCGAAAGCACAUGGCGGUGAUAUGUGGACGAUGUUUAAUACAAAAACACUUGAACUGCGAAAAUCAGUUGGUUGACCUCAUUGAGGUUUCCCAUCCGAGCAUAGAUCGUUUGAACGGAAUAAGACAUGAGUUAGAGGUUAUUUUGGGUGACGCACAAUGCCUCGAAAAUAAGGUUAGUGUCAGCAGAGAGAAAAACACUUCAGCAAAAGACGAAAAUGUCAAAGCUGUACGGGAUUUCCGAAAAGACAUUGAAAAUUAUUUGAACAAGAUACAAAGUAAUGUAGAAAAUGAGAUAACACAAGUUCAUGCGAAAAAUGAGAGCAAAUUAACGGCACAACUAAAAACAUGUUUGGAGGUAAAGGAAACAGCGCUAAGGAAACAGCAACAAAUUGAUUCCAUAGUCCAGAAAAAUCUAAAGAGCACUCUUUAUGUUACAAAUGAGAGCUUAGGAACUGAAAUAGCUGCACUAAAACAAACUCUGAAUGAAGCUUUAAGAAAAUCCAUGGGUCCACUGUACGAAUUCAAGAAAAAUGAUGUCAUUCAAAAUCUCAUAUUGACAGACAAUGCAUUAGGCACAAUAGAAGAUGUUCAUACCGGGAGCGAUGAGCUUACGCAAACUAUAACACGCAAACAAGAGCAUUUGCAGGACACGAUUUAUGGGAGCGCGGGAAACAUUGCGCCUAAAUCCGUCACUGUGCCUCAAGUCGAAGAGCAAAAAUCAUUCAUCAGUACACAACUUCAAAGGCCGCUUAUUAAAGGAGAAACUUGGAACGUACUAGAUGUGAAGUGGUUUAAGCAAUGGAAGAGCUAUGUGGGCUAUGACAGCCGGGACAACUACAAUGUGGGAGAUGAAUGUGCCAACCCUGGACCUAUUGACAACUCGUCCUUGCUUGAAGAGAACACUAAGACUAUUAAAAAACACUUGAUAGAUGACCUUGACUACACCCUCGUGCCAUCUGAGGCUUGGACUGCGCUGGUCUCGUGGUAUUCAAUUACAGAUCACCAGGAGCCUUUGCCAAGAAAAGUGAUAGUCGAGGGUGUGUACAGCAGAUCUCUCAAAGUAGAAGUUUAUCGAUGGAAUUUAAAGCUCUGUGACCAUGCCAAUCAAAACGAUCAGGUAUUGAGAGAAUUCUCGCGUACAGACACAGUAGGUUACCUGAAGUCGGAAAUGCUGCUGAUGUUUAACAUUAAGAGCGGCACAGAGGUUCGACUGUGGAACCGUUAUAUGACCAACAUGUACGAACCGCUUACCAAUGAUGAAAACACUCUUAUGGAUGCGGGUCUCUACUCUGGACAGGUUGUCGUUAUCGAACUGAAAAAUAACGACGGGACCUGGCCCAGACAAUCGAAGGCACUACAGUGAUGGCGCCAGUGGCCUGUAAAGGAAGAGGAGAGGAGUAAAAACGAAAACAUUUUUUACAUUAUGGCUCUUAUAUGUCAAUGUUGACGACGUCUUUUUAUAUAAUUGACUACGUAUCGGGAACAAUUUACAGAAGCGUUCCAUUGUAUACGCCAUGGAUUUGUUUUUAGCAUUUAAGGACAUCGGAAACACUUUUAAUACAAUUGCUUAUUUUUGAAUGUUUGUUUUUUAUAUGCAGUGAAGAGCAUAGACAUGCAUUAUUUUGUAAACGGUACCUUGAAUCACGCCUGUAUGACGUUUUCUUUUAUUUGAUAAUUCGUCAUCCAUGAACGGUCUUUAACUCUAAUUUAUAAAACACAUUGUUGGAUAGCUCAUAUAUCUUAAAAAGGAAAUAGCUUCCUGUUCGUUAAACAUUUUAUUAAUAUAUAAAGGCUAAUGAAAUAAAACACAAUUUCACAGUAAUUUAAUCGUUCUUAGUAUUAAAGUCUGUAAAAAGAAUGAAUUGCCUUUUUUAACUGUCGAUUUAAAAAUAGUAUGUAUUAUUUAUUAACUACUUGAAUAGACUAAACGACUUUCAUUAGUGUAAGCCUCACUGGACGUUUAACAUGUUCAUAGAUUGAUGCAUCAUUAUGAGUAGAUCUACCGUUUCCAAAUUGCUUCAAUAAAAUACUUCUACAAACUAUAUCUUGUAAUAAAUACACCUGUAUUUAAAGCAUGUUCUUGAUGCACAGGGGAUUGGGAGGCGCAAUAAUUAAUUUGAUAAUAAUAUAUCACAUAAAGUAAGGAAUGUUAUACCAAAAUAUUAAGAUUGUUCAAGACUGGAUCAAGUGCAGAGAAUUUAGGUUCUGUAAGUGAUUAUUUAAUUUCAUUUUUCAUUAUUAUGACAGGGCUUGAAGUAUCUCUACCAUGGGUGUAACAAAUGCCUAGUUGUUUCUUUGUCAUUUUCGGUGCAUUUGUUUACUUACAGACAGUUUUCAAACUUGGUUUGUCAAGAUGUUCGGAUAUGGUGACUCUGUUUAAUGUGUUUGAGCAGAAUCAUUAAAUUUCCCCUUUCUGCAUAUAGUGUGUUUAAAACAACUGAUUGACUUAAAAUGUCAGGAAAUAUCUUCUUAUUCUAGUUUGAAUAUGCAACGUUUUAAAAGAGGUUUUGUUGUAUAUUCGUCUCUUUCUGAAAUUUGUAAUACUCCUCUCUGAUUGACCAACCAAACCCAUCACGGUAAUAUAGUCCCUAUAAAAAACAAAAAGGUGGAUGACGGUGGAUUGAUAUGAAUGGUGUGCAUGCAAUUGUAAAUAAAUGCUUACAAACUU